AUGCAAUCGACGGAUGAUGUGAAUUCAUGCCCCCCGGAAAAGAAGGAAGUCAUGGAGCUCUCAAGUGUGCUGCAUGCACCUGUCAUAGGAAUUUCCUUAGAAAGGUGGUGCGCCAAUUUCAAGCUUACUGUGAUUGCUCCUCCAAACCCUCAACUCCAAACCGCCGUCAACGCCACCACUGCUGAAGAGGAAAUCAUGCCUAAGGUGAAGACAAACAGGGUAACUUACCCAGAGGGUUGGGAACUGAUUGAACCUACGCUGCGUGAACUACAAGCAAAGAUGAGAGAAGCUGAGAAUGAUCCUGAUGAUGGUAAAAGAAAAUGUGAAGGCCUGUGGCCUAUUUUCAAAAUAGCUCAUCAGAAAAGUCGCUAUGUUUUUGACCUUUAUCACAAGAGGAAGGAAAUUUCGAAGGAAUUAUAUGAAUUCUGCUUGGAGCAGGGUUAUGCAGAUCGUAAUUUAAUUGCAAAGUGGAAAAAGCCUGGUUAUGAAAGGCUCUGCUGUUUAAGGUGCAUGCAGCCUCGGGAUCAUAACUUCCAAACCACAUGUGUGUGCCGAGUCCCCAAGCAUUUGCGGGAGGAGAAGGUUAUCGAGUGUGUACAUUGUGGUUGUACAGGUUGUGCGAGUGGAGACUGA
Molecule: messenger RNA, 633 nt
Organism: Fraxinus pennsylvanica
Lineage: Eukaryota; Viridiplantae; Streptophyta; Magnoliopsida; Lamiales; Oleaceae
Source: the annotation of a GenBank genome assembly